GAAACUUGUUAGGCUUGAUGGGUAGGUGCACUAGUUGGAGGGGAUUUCAAAGCAAAUAAAUAGCAGCUCCCUCUAGCUAGUCAGAAAUGGAUUUCCACCUGUGUGAACCUCCGACUGGGGAGAGCUGCUCUUAAAAAUACUUAACUUGCUGUAUGAGGAAACUACCAGAGAAAGUAUUGUCUCUCAGGCUUCAUAAUUCUUCUACGAAAGAGUGAUUUUGGAAGACUUGCUAGGCCACCUUGCUUGAGGUACCUUUUUUUUUCAGAAGGAGCAUGGCUUGCUGUGCAUUACAAAUCACCGGGCUAAUAUUCGGAGGUGUGGGCAUGGUCGGGACUUUGGCAGCUACAAUUAUGCCACAAUGGAGGGUUUCUGCCCACAUUGAGAGUAACAUCGUGGUGUUUGAGACUAUCUGGGAAGGACUGUGGAUGAACUGCGUCAGCCAGAUGGGCAUCAGGCUGCAGUGUAAGUUCUACAAAUCUAUCCUAGCUCUGCCCCCAUCCUUAGAGGCGUUCAGAGCCCUCAUGUGCAUUGCGGUGCUCCUGUCAAUCAUUGCCUUUUUGUUGGCCAUUGUCGGUGUGAAGUACACUCGCAGGACCAAGGAGAAUCCCCAGAGCAUCAGUAUCUUCAUCCUGGUAGCUGGAAUUGCCUUUCUCCUGACGGGCAUCCUCGUUCUGAUCCCUGUGUCCUGGACUGGUGGCAGUAUCAUUCAUGAUUUCUAUAAUCCAAAAGUCCCUACACCACUGAAACGAGAACUGGGAGCUGCUCUCUAUGUGGGCUGGGCGAGCGCUGCACUCCUCAUCGCUGCGGGAGCAAUGUACUGUAGCUUCUGGUGCUGGGCUGGUAAAUCCCCAAAAUCCAGGAAUGAAAACUGGCAUGGGAACAGCAGCAGCUAGGAGCCUCUCACAGAAGACUAAGAGAGUAUGGCUGGGCUGGAAGGCGGGCACCUAUUGUGCAAUAGUACCUUUGCCCUCCCCUAAGCCUGUGACAUGCAAGGGGAGCAGUGCAUUUAUUCUAAGGUAAAGUCUUUGUCAGGACUGUCCCAGGACAGUGAUGAGAAGCAUGGAUUGGCAGCAUGGUGGAAGCAGUUGCUGAAUGACUGGAGAAGCCCCCAGUGAUCUUAUUUUCAAUAUCAGCACACAAAUGUUCAUGCUCCCCUGUUAGAGAUCUUUGUGAUUGACUAUGUGUUUCACAGAUGCUUGCAGAUUUGAUGUAUCCUUCGUACCUCUUCUGCAGGGCACAGAAUCCAUCUCGUGGAAUAAUAAAUUUUUUAUUCACUUCACCAGCUUUUGUCAUGAAUGUAUUAGCUUCCCGUUGCCUAGUACCUUCCAUCUUUAAUGGCUUCUCCUGCUCUAUAGAUAGCAUCUCCUCUUCUAUAAAAUUCAGGACAGACUACCUGUCUUUGUGCACUUUAAAGCACUGUGGUAAUGUCAAGUAUAAUUAAACAAGCCAGGCAAAUGUAAAUGUGCAAUCCCCACUUGCCCGUUGGGGGAUCAAGAGUUCCUGCCUACAUCUUCCAUCAUGCUCACAAAAACUAAGCCCCAAUGUUGUUCUGACUGCUGUGUGUUUGCAAGACUCAC
Molecule: messenger RNA, 1577 nt
Organism: Anas platyrhynchos (mallard)
Lineage: Eukaryota; Metazoa; Chordata; Aves; Anseriformes; Anatidae
Product: claudin-8
Cellular component (GO): bicellular tight junction; membrane
Molecular function (GO): structural molecule activity
Source: RefSeq, a predicted model, not a curated record